Molecule: messenger RNA, 700 nt
Organism: Oryctolagus cuniculus (rabbit)
Lineage: Eukaryota; Metazoa; Chordata; Mammalia; Lagomorpha; Leporidae
Gene: FCER1G
Product: Fc epsilon receptor Ig
Biological process (GO): Fc-gamma receptor signaling pathway; defense response to bacterium; immunoglobulin mediated immune response
Cellular component (GO): Fc-epsilon receptor I complex; membrane; external side of plasma membrane
Molecular function (GO): IgE receptor activity; IgG binding
Source: RefSeq, a predicted model, not a curated record
CGCAGGGGAAGGCGUGGCAGGAAGAGGGGAACUCUGUGGUCAGGGAGCCGCUGGUGGAGCACAGCUGCACAGCGUGUCAGAGCGCCUGUCGGGUCAGGCUUGCGGACCCCCAGCCCUGCCUGUCGGGUCAGGCUUCUGCGGACCCUCACCCCUGCCAGGAUGAUUCCCGCAGUACUCCUGCUCUUGCUCCUUCAGGUUCAACAAGCAGCGGCCCUGGGAGAGCCUCAGCUCUGCUACAUCCUGGACGCCAUCCUGUUUCUGUACGGUAUCAUCCUCACCCUGCUCUACUGUCGGCUCAAGAUCCAGGUGCGCAAGGCAGCCAUAGGCUAUGAGAAAUCAGAAGCCGUUUACACGGGCCUGAGCACCCGGACCCAGGAGACGUAUGAGACUCUGAAGCAUGAGAAACCAGCACAGUAGCUGCCCUUGGUCACGGCCUUCAGCUUCCAGUUCUCACAGCCCCUUGUGGCUGCUACUGCAUAUGCCUCCAUGCGAUUAACACCUGCUGGUCCUACCCCCGUAAGAGUGCUGUGCUCCAGAUUAAUGUACAUCAGUGGUUUCCCCUCCCUGUCAAAGACUCAGACGCUACUCAUUGAUGUUUAUAUUCUAGUCUCACUUCCUUGCCCCACCCUUCUCUUCCCAAUCCCCAACACCCACUUAACCAUGGGAAGGGAGUGUGCCCAAUAAAGCUGCCACGGACUGG